This is a messenger RNA of Gekko japonicus, 1823 nucleotides long. RefSeq names its product transmembrane protease, serine 6 (gene TMPRSS6). Gene Ontology annotation, biological process: proteolysis. Gene Ontology annotation, molecular function: protein binding; serine-type endopeptidase activity. The transcript has 13 exons. Lineage: Eukaryota; Metazoa; Chordata; Lepidosauria; Squamata; Gekkonidae. The annotation marks the transcript as partial. The record is from RefSeq and is a predicted model, not a curated record.
AGUCCAGUGUGAAAGACAUAAUAGUGCUGAAAUCCACAUUGGGUUGCUACAGAUACAGCUACAUCAUGGCGGACAAAGCCCUAAGGCUGAAGCGCCCAGAUUACCUGGCCUCCAGUUGUCUGUGGCAUCUUCAUGCUCCCAAAGGUCACAUGGUCAAGCUGCGACUGGAGUGGACCCUCUCGGAAUGCAGGGACCGGUUGGCUAUGUAUGACGUCGCUGGGCCCCUGGAGAAGCAACUCAUCACUUCGCUGUAUGGCUGUAGUCGUCAGGAACCCGUGGUAGAAGUCCUCUCUUCAGGACCUGUCAUGUCUGUGGUCUGGAAGAAGGGGAUGUACAGCUACGAUGAUCCGUUCAUACUCUCAGCCCAGGCUAUGCCCUUUAAAGCCUGCCAGAUGAAUCUGACGCUGCGGGAAAGCCUGGAAAUUCAAGGGAACAUCAAGACUCCCUACUACCCCAGUUACUAUGCGCCCAACACGCAGUGCACUUGGCACAUGAUGGUUCCGUCUCUGGAAUAUGGAGUUGUCCUUUGGUUUGAUGCUUACACUCUCAGCAGACAGAGAAGUGAUCAGCCAUGUACACAAGGACAGUGGACCAUCCAGAACAGAAGGCUGUGCGGCCUGCGGAGUUUGCAAGCCUAUGCUGAAAGGAUUCCUGUCAUGUCCAGUGCUGGCAUCACCAUCAACUUCACCUCUCAGAUCACCCUUACCGGGCCUGGAGUGCAGGCUGCUUACAGCCUAUAUAAUCAAUCUGACCCAUGCCCUCGGGAGGCCCUUUGUUCUGUGAAUGGCCUGUGUGUCCCAGCUUGUGACGGGAUCAAAGAUUGCCUCAAUGGACUUGAUGAAAGAAACUGUGUAUGCCCUGCAAAAUUCCAGUGUCAUGAGGACAGCACAUGCCUAGAGUUCUCCAGGGUCUGUGAUAAACAUCUGGACUGCAUCAAUGGGAGUGAUGAGGAACAAUGCAAUGAAGGAGUUCCCUGCAGUCCUUUCACCUACCAAUGUGCAGACAAGAGCUGUGUAAAGAAACCCAACCCUCGGUGUGACUCCGUUCCUGACUGCAAGGAUCGCUCUGAUGAGAUGAACUGUGAUUGUGGACUGCAGGGCCCAAUUAAUCGGAUUGUGGGGGGUGUUGAUUCGUUAGAAGAGGAGUGGCCCUGGCAAGCCAGCCUGCAGGUUCGUGGGCACCAUGUUUGCGGUGGAACAUUGAUUGCAGACCGCUGGGUGAUCACCGCUGCGCACUGUUUCCAAGAAGACAGGCUGGCUUCUCCCACUGCCUGGACGGUCUACCUGGGCAAGUAUUUCCUGAACGUCACUAGCCACAAUGGGGUCUCCUUCAAGGUGAGUCGUAUCCUGCAGCAUCCUUACUACGAAGAGGACAGCCAUGACUAUGAUGUGGCCCUGCUGCAGCUCGACCAUCCAGUCGUCUAUUCCUCUUCCAUCCGACGCAUCUGCCUGCCGGCCAGCUCCCAUCUCUUUGAGCCUGGCCACGUCUGCUGGAUCACCGGCUGGGGCGCAGUCAAGGAAGGAGGUCCCACCAGUAAGAUCUUGCAAAAGGCAAAUAUAUCCCUAGUGCAACAGGAUAUCUGCAACGAAGUCUAUCAUUACCGAGUCACACCAAGAAUGCUUUGUGCUGGCUACCAUGAUGGAAAGAAGGAUUCUUGUCAGGGUGACUCUGGAGGACCUCUUGCCUGCCAGGAGCCUAGCGGCAGAUGGUUCCUGGCUGGUCUGGUGAGCUGGGGCCUAGGAUGUGCACGCCCCAAUUACUAUGGAGUCUACACCAGAAUAACCUCAGUGAUAGGCUGGAUGAAGCAGGCCAUGAUGAGCUAA